GACAGUCCCGUCAUCUUCUUGUGAGCUGAUAACGUACCCGAAACCAUAUAAAGACCAGAAGCAGGAGAAGCAACAGAAUGGCGUCUUCCUCUCUGCGAUUCAAGGCCAGCCCCUCGGCAGGAAUGAGCGCUGUGGGCCCAGUGCACCCACGCAGACUUGUCAGCAUAUGCCGUCGCCCCGUCGUCGCCCGUGUCGCCGAGAUGACGAACGGCAACGGCCUUCACAACGCUGAGCGGGCCAUCGACGUCUCCACCAUGCUCAAGGACUGGAACCCGCUCACCGGCACGCAUCUCGUGGCAUGGGGCAGCGAUAGCGAUGACGAGACUGGCUCUCAGCUGAUGGAGCUGCCGGCGGCGGGCGCCGCCCCCGAGUACGCGCCGUCGUGGGAGGACACAGUGCUGGGCAGCGGUCUGGAGUCACAGCCGUGGAUCGACUACCGAUACGACUCUGACGGGGAGGAGGUGGGCGUCGCGGUGCGGCCGGGCGCACGUGCCGGCGAGGUCGCCGCCGCCGGCCCCAGCAACGCCUACAGCGCGGAAGGCGGCUUCCAGGAGGUGCCUCCUCAUGAGCUGGCCGAGCGGCUGGCCACGGGUCAGGUGGCACUGGUGUUGGACGUGCGCAGCCGAGAGGAUUGGGAGGCGGAGGGCCACAUCGCGGGGGCCGUGUGCCUGCCGCUGGACCCAGAGCUCAGCCAGGCCGUGCGGGCGGGUGAGCUGGAUGAGUACCGGACCCGGCCCGUGGUGGUGGUGUGUGCCACCGGGCGCCGCUCGGCACAGGCGGCGGUGCGCCUUUCCAAGGUGUUUGGCUUCACACACGUGACUAACGCGGCCGGGGGCAUGGCGGCGUGGCAGGCGGCGGGCGGGCAGGUGCAGCGGUCGCCGCCGCGGCCGGCUGGCGGCUCCAGCGCCGGCGGCUGCGGGUGCGGCAGCUCGGGUGGUGGCGGCGGCGGCUGCAAGAGUGGCAGCAAGUAGGUGUCGGGUUAGGUGUCUCCUGGACGCGCAGAGAUGGAGAUUGGUGGCUGUCGUGGUGUGUGUUUUGUGUGUUUGGACAAUAUGGGAUACAGGCGGCGGUGCUGGAGCUCCCAUGGAGAUGACAGUAGUACGUAGAAUCAGUCGCUUUCGGAUGCUAGAAUGCGCGCCCUUGAACAAUACGAGCCGCUGUGUAGAGUAGAGACGAGGAAAGGAACGGACGCUUUGCAGCUCCGUCGCUAACGCAGGUCUUGCGCAGUUGCAUUGUCCUAGUACUAGUAGUGUUUUAUAUGCUCUCAACCCAGAUGGAUGGCUUGUCCUGGCGAGUGGGCACGGGGAUUUAAGAACUGUAUCAGAGAGUGAGGAAAGGCUUCAUCGCCAUCAUCGGCAUGAUGACGGGGCACCUGGGCUACGAACAUGGCGUGAGCCAAUCGAGCAACUGCCCAAUACCGCAAAAGGCCAACACACCACGUAAAAUCCCACGGGUACACCGCAGUAAUAAAGGGAGUCCAUCGCAGGACACCUGCCAUACUGCAGACCUGCCACCCGGCGCAGUCGGCUCCACCGGCAUUGCCGUACGUACUCCAUUGCCCCAAUGCACACAGGAAAAGCGCGGUUGAAAGAGCAUUCAAGCCACUCAGCAUCAAGCCGUUCCUCUACUUCCUCGUCCCCGUGCUUCCGCAGUCCGGUCACACGUACAUGUGCGCGCAGGGAGCGCGUGUCUCGCGCAAUACCCGCACACCGCUGAGGCGCUGGGAAGCACCAGGGGGCCUUGCAAUGGAUUACUGGCAGUCGGGAUCCAUGUCAUCAACCAGGCCAUCACUGCGAGCGGGUGGGGAGCGACGAACAGGG
This is a messenger RNA of Chlamydomonas reinhardtii, 1820 nucleotides long. RefSeq lists its product as uncharacterized. NCBI's taxonomy places the organism in Eukaryota, Viridiplantae, Chlorophyta, Chlorophyceae, Chlamydomonadales, Chlamydomonadaceae. The coding region runs from base 78 to 971 and encodes 297 amino acids. The record is from RefSeq and is a predicted model, not a curated record. The transcript has 5 exons.